Messenger RNA from Antrostomus carolinensis (chuck-will's-widow), 2954 nucleotides. Its product is annotated as myosin-10. The transcript is spliced from 16 exons. Gene Ontology annotation, cellular component: bicellular tight junction; myosin complex. NCBI's taxonomy places the organism in Eukaryota, Metazoa, Chordata, Aves, Caprimulgiformes, Caprimulgidae. The record is from RefSeq and is a predicted model, not a curated record. The annotation marks the transcript as partial.
AAGCGGUUACAACGCACUGAAAGUGAUAAGAGAGUUACAGGCUCAAAUUGCAGAACUCCAGGAGGAUCUCGAAUCUGAGAAGGCAUCGCGCAACAAGGCGGAAAAGCAGAAAAGAGAUUUAAGUGAAGAGUUGGAGGCUUUAAAAACUGAACUGGAAGAUACCUUGGAUACCACUGCAGCACAGCAAGAGCUGAGGACAAAGAGAGAGCAGGAGGUGGCUGAACUGAAGAAAGCAAUUGAAGAGGAAACCAAAAAUCAUGAAGCACAGAUCCAGGAGAUCAGGCAGAGGCAUGCUACUGCCCUGGAAGAGCUCUCUGAACAACUUGAACAGGCCAAAAGGUUCAAAGCAAAUCUUGAGAAAAACAAGCAAGGCUUAGAGUCGGACAACAAGGAGUUAGCCUGUGAAGUGAAGGUACUGCAGCAGGUCAAGGCAGAGUCUGAACAUAAGAGGAAGAAGCUUGAUGCUCAGGUACAAGAGCUAACUGCUAAGGUCACAGAAGGAGAAAGACUGAGGGUGGAACUGGCGGAGAAAGCUAACAAGCUGCAGAACGAGUUGGAUAAUGUCUCAAGUCUCCUGGAGGAAGCAGAGAAGAAAGGCAUCAAGUUUGCCAAGGAUGCGGCUAGUUUGGAAUCUCAGCUUCAGGAUACACAGGAGCUGCUGCAGGAAGAAACCCGCCAGAAACUCAACCUGAGCAGUAGGAUUAGGCAGCUGGAAGAGGAGAAGAACAACCUGCAAGAGCAGCAGGAAGAGGAAGAAGAGGCCAGAAAGAACUUGGAGAAACAGAUGCUCGCCUUGCAGUCACAGUUGGCUGAUGCUAAGAAAAAGGUAGAUGACGACUUGGGAACCAUUGAAGGCUUGGAGGAAAAUAAGAAGAAAUUAUUGAAGGACAUGGAGUCCUUAAGCCAACGCCUAGAGGAGAAGGCAAUGGCUUAUGACAAACUGGAAAAGACAAAGAAUCGCCUGCAGCAAGAGCUGGAUGACUUGAUGGUAGAUCUAGAUCAUCAGCGCCAGAUUGUUUCUAACUUGGAGAAAAAGCAGAAGAAGUUUGAUCAGAUGCUGGCAGAAGAAAAGAACAUUUCUGCCAGAUAUGCAGAGGAAAGAGAUCGUGCUGAAGCAGAAGCAAGGGAGAAGGAAACCAAGGCACUCUCUCUGGCUCGGGCUUUGGAAGAAGCCCUGGAAGCCAAGGAAGAAUUUGAAAGGCAGAACAAACAGUUGCGUACAGAUAUGGAAGAUUUAAUGAGCUCUAAAGACGAUGUGGGCAAAAAUGUCCAUGAACUGGAGAAGUCAAAGAGAACUUUAGAGCAACAAGUUGAAGAGAUGAGGACUCAGCUUGAGGAACUGGAAGACGAACUGCAGGCCACAGAAGACGCUAAGCUUCGUUUGGAGGUGAACAUGCAAGCAAUGAAAGCCCAGUUUGAGAGAGAUCUGCAAGCCAGAGAUGAACAGAACGAAGAGAAGAAGAGGAUGCUGGUUAAGCAGGUGCGAGAGCUGGAGGCAGAACUGGAAGAUGAGCGCAAACAGAGGGCUCUUGCUGUGGCAGCCAAGAAGAAAAUGGAGAUGGAUCUGAAAGACCUGGAAGGUCAGAUAGAAGCUGCAAACAAGGCUCGAGAUGAAGCAAUCAAACAGCUACGUAAGCUGCAGGCUCAAAUGAAAGACUACCAGCGGGAGCUGGAAGAAGCUCGUGCAUCCAGAGAUGAGAUCUUUGCACAGUCUAAAGAGAGUGAAAAGAAGCUCAAAGGUCUUGAAGCAGAAAUACUCCAACUGCAAGAGGAGUUUGCUGCGUCGGAAAGAGCCCGUCGUCAUGCUGAGCAAGAAAGGGAUGAGCUGGCUGAUGAGAUUGCAAACAGUGCUUCAGGAAAGUCAGCGCUGCUGGACGAGAAGCGCCGGCUGGAAGCUCGUAUUGCACAGUUGGAGGAAGAGCUUGAGGAAGAGCAGAGCAACAUGGAGCUUCUCAAUGAGCGAUUCCGAAAGACCACGCUGCAGGUUGACACGCUUAAUUCUGAGCUAGCUGGGGAGCGGAGCGCUGCCCAGAAGAGUGAAAAUGCCCGGCAGCAGCUGGAAAGGCAGAACAAAGAGCUGAAAGCCAAGCUGCAGGAACUGGAGGGAUCUGUGAAGUCCAAGUUCAAGGCAACAAUUUCUACCCUAGAAGCCAAGAUUGUGCAGCUAGAAGAACAGCUUGAGCAGGAAGCCAAGUAAGGAGAAAAAAGGAAAAAAAUAAUCUGUUUGUCUGUUUGCUUUGUCAGUUCAAAAUUGAAAGAAGUCUUCAUGCAGGUGGAGGAUGAGCGUCGGCACGCAGACCAGUACAAGGAGCAGAUGGAAAAGGCAAAUGCCAGAAUGAAGCAGCUCAAACGCCAGCUGGAGGAGGCUGAGGAGGAAGCCACACGCGCAAAUGCUUCCCGACGUAAACUUCAGCGUGAGCUGGACGAUGCCACAGAGGCCAACGAGGGCCUGAGCCGGGAGGUCAGCACCCUGAAGAACAGGCUAAGGAGGGGAGGCCCCAUCACCUUCUCCUCCAGUCGAUCUGGGAGGCGCCAGCUGCACAUCGAAGGGGCCUCUCUGGAGCUCUCGGACGACGACGCGGAGAGCAAAGGCAGCGACGUGAACGAAGCGCAGCCGGCCCCUGCUGAGUAGAGCCCCGUCACACUGUUGCAUGCAGAGACCUUUUCCAGGACAGUCGGCAGAAGGAGGAGGACUUUCCUGACCACCGAACUGCCUUGUGGCCCUAAAUCUGCCUUAUGAAAUGUUGGCAUGCUACAAGGUUACUUACCAUAGGUCAACUAUGUCUUAAGGCUCUCCAGCCUCACCAUGCUGUACCCUGCUUCAGAUAUAGGUACAACUGCUUUUUUAUAUCUAGUAAACAAAAUGGGAUCGUCUCUGUUCAAUGCAUCUAUUUUCCAGAUUGUUCUCAUCAUAAAGCCAUUUUAUAAAAGCAUCAUGUGAAGGAUGAAACUUU